Messenger RNA from Siniperca chuatsi (mandarin fish), 7710 nucleotides. RefSeq names its product calmodulin binding transcription activator 2 (gene camta2). Gene Ontology annotation, cellular component: nucleus. The record is from RefSeq and is a predicted model, not a curated record. Gene Ontology annotation, molecular function: double-stranded DNA binding; protein binding; transcription coregulator activity. Lineage: Eukaryota; Metazoa; Chordata; Actinopteri; Centrarchiformes; Sinipercidae. Gene Ontology annotation, biological process: regulation of transcription by RNA polymerase II.
UUUUACCUCCAAACACCUGCUGUUCUUUGAAUCGUUUCAUUUUACAUUAUAGAUACACAGAUUAGUAUGGACUGACUGGCUUGGGUUAGCACGGUUUGACCCGGGGGUAGAGCCCUGCAGCUCGGCUUUCGGAGGUGUUUAAUCACUGCUGACAGGGACCUGUGUCGCUUCCGUUAGCCUAGCCGGCUGCUAAUGCUAGCCGGCUAGCCGAGCAGCUAAACAACCCAACAUUGGUGUUAUUUAUUAAUUAGGGGAAUAAUGUUAAUUAUUCGUUUAGUUUCGCCCAAAAGGCUGAGGGUGCGUUGAAAGUUACAGGUGCGUUAAAACGUGUUGUCGCGUAGUUUUGUAACGAUGCGAAACUGAGAAGCGUCUUAACGUUAGCUUCAAAGUUAGGUAGCUUAGCAGGUCGGGGGAAGCUGAGCUCCUGCAGGCGGGAGAGAAGCUCCGGGAGGCCGCCGCAGCAGCCAGGCGAGUCCGCGGUCUGAGCCCGGCCUCCGGGAAGAGAGUGGUGGGGCAGUGCUGGAGGCCGUGCGUUGUGUGAGACUCAUCCUGCAUGGACUCGUCGCCAUGAGCAACAAGGAGAUGGUUUCCACGGAGACAGAGAACAAAGGACAGAGGAAGGUGUUUCUUCCCAACAAGCUGCUGGAGUGUCUCCCUCGGUUGUCCGGUCUUCCUAACGAGCGGCUCAGGUGGAACACUAACGAGGAGAUUGCUUCUUACCUGAUAUCGUUUGACAGACAUGAUGAGUGGCUCUCCUGCACCCUGAAAACCAGGCCGAAGAACGGCAGCAUCAUCCUGUACAACAGGAAGAAGGUGAAGUACAGGAAGGACGGGUACUGCUGGAAGAAACGCAAGGACGGAAAAACGACGAGAGAGGACCACAUGAAGCUGAAGGUCCAGGGCAUGGAGUGCCUCUACGGCUGCUACGUCCAUUCCUCCAUCGUGCCCACAUUCCACAGGCGGUGCUACUGGCUGCUGCAGAACCCAGACAUCGUGCUGGUCCACUACCUGAACGUGCCGUCCCUGGAGGAUUCUGGGAAAUGCAGUCCGCUGCUGUGUGCGGUGGCCGACCGCCAUGACAGCGUGAGGUGGAGCCGAGACGACCUGCUGAACCAGCUGAAGCCCAUGUUUCACAGUAUGAAGUGUUCGGUGGGUUCAGGUGAUUUCAGCAUUGAGGAGUUGGUCCAACACAUUCUGGACCGACAGAGAACCAAACCACAGCCGCGCACACACGCCUGCCUCUGUAACCCCGCCCAGGUAUCUUCAGGAGUGAACAUUCCCCACCGCUGUAACAGCACCAAGCAUCGCAUCAUCUCCCCCAAACUGCCGCCGUCGUCCUGCAGACCCUCGCCCUCCCCGCUGUCCUCUGAGGCGGGGGAGGCGGGGAGGGGAGGGGGCGGAGAAGCCAAACUGCCCCACCUCCAGGCGCAGAGCAGCCCCGUCUCAUCUCCCUGCCCCUCGUCCACCUCGGCCUCGUCCCCCCCUCGGCCUCGCAGGCCCGCCAUCGCCAUGGGUAACCACGGAAACGGCUUCUACCGCGACCGCCGCGGCAACCUGACGACGGUGGCGCUGCCCCAGAACGCGGUGAUCGUCAUGGCGACGACCGCCACCAUCGCAGGAGGGAGAGGGGGACGAGGGGGAGGCGGGGCCAGGGUGGAGGAGGCGGGGCCGGGGAGGAGCCUGUCACUCACCCACUCCGGCCAGUUACUGCUCUCUCCCGCCCUCCCGCCUCCGGCCGGCAAGCCCGCCUCCCCUUCCUCUCCCUCCUCCUCCUCACCCGCUCCUCCCUCCCUCCCCCUCCUCCCGUCCAGGCGCCGGGGUGGCCACCCUCUCCCUCACCCUCCUCCCCUCCCCGUCAUCGGAGGCCUGCUCCUCACCCCCUCCUCCUCCAACACCUCCUCCUCCCUCCGCUCCCCCUCCUCCUGCGGCCGCCUCCCCCCCUUCCUCCCCUCGCCACCCCGCCUCCCCCUCCCUCCCCCGGCCUUUGACCCCGACUCCUUCCUCAACUCUCCCAAACAGGGUCAGGCGUAUGGCGGCCCACCUCCUCCCUCCUCCUCCCCCCUUCCCGUUCUCUGCUCCUCCUCCCCCCUCUCCCCCCUCCCUCGCUCUCUCCCUCUCCCCCCCUCCACCCCUCCCUCCUCUGUCUCCCCUCCCUCUUCGCUCUCCUCCCUCUCCUCCUCCUCCGAGGCAGACAGGAGAGACUCGGCCCUCCCCCUCUCCUCCUCUUCCUCCUCCUCCUCCUCCCCGCCCUCGUCCUCCCCCCCUCCCUCACCCCUGUCUCCCACCUCCUCUGUGGCCCCGCCCCUCCUCCCCCUCUGUCUGGAACUGGGAGCUCUGGGGGACUCGGAGGGAGGAAGGGAGGAGGAGGAGGCGGGGGGGGAUGAAGAGGAGGUGAAGGACAGGAGGGAUGAUGAGGAUGAUGAUGAAGGCAGCGCUCCGCCCACCAAGCUGGCUCUGCUGCAGACAGGCCACGCCUCCUCUAGCUCGUCUCCACGGAAACAGACAGGAAGUAGCCCAGCUUCCCUGCUCUUGGUUUGCCAGGACUCAGCGAGCCAACCCACCCAGCCGGCCAAUCAGACGCAGCGACAGGCCGACGGACAGCAGCCGUUGGUCCUGGGACAGCGAUAUAAUCACCUGUCUGCGCCUGAAGCUCCGCCCCCGGCUCAGGUGUCCCAUCAGCCCCGGGUGCUGCAGCAGAGUCUCUCAGUGUUUGCUAACGCUAAAGCUAACGUGGCGUCUGUCGGCCUGGAGAGCACUGACACUAACUCCACCCCCGCCGCUGUCGCCAUGGAUACCACUCAACUGGCGACGCCCCCGAUCCAGGUGAAGGAGGAGAGUGGGCGGGACUACGACUCAGAGGACGCCUGCAUGGAUACACACCUGGAGGAGGAGGCGGAGCCCUGCGAGCGGGGAGGGGAGGAGCUCGACAUCUCCUUCGACAGCCAGUUUCCUGACCUCAUCUCUGACCUCAUGACUGAGGAGGCCAAUCCCGUCGCAGCUCAGCCCGCCGCCGCCGCCCCGCCAAAUCCCGCCGUGUUCCCGGCCGGGGUCCGCUACAUGGUGCCCCCCCAGCCCUCACCUUCCUCCUCCUUCCUCCCCUUUCCUCACCCGCUGCCCUCCUCCUCCUCGACCCGCCUCGCCUCCAUCACAGACUUCUCCCCAGAGUGGUCCUACCCCGAGGGAGGUGUUAAGGUAUUGAUCACAGGACCGUGGAGUGAGCCGUCGGGUCGAUACUCGUGUGUUUUCGAUCAGAGCACCGUCCCCGCAUCGCUGAUUCAACCUGGAGUGCUGCGCUGCUACUGCCCUGCCCACGAGGCCGGCCUGGUGUGUCUGCAGGUUCUGGAGUCCGGAGGGUCGGUGUCCUCUUCAGUCCUGUUCGAGUACCGAGCGAGGAACGCCAGCUCUCUGCCCAGCUCUCAGCUCGACUGGCUCUCAUUGGACGAUAAUCAGUUCAGGAUGUCCAUCCUGGAGCGGCUGGAGCAGAUGGAGCGCAGGAUGGCAGAGAUGGCCGCCCGCGACAACAACCCGCAGCAGCAACAUCAUCAUCACCAUCAUCAUCACCAGCAACGUGGCAGCCAGCUGGCCCCGCCCCCGCCCCCGCCCCUACCUGAGGACCAGGAGCAGGUCUCCAAGUCCUCUCAGUGGUUUGAGAGGAGGAUUGUGGGAGUGUGUGAGCGCAUGAUGAAGGGAGGACGAUGGGGAGGAGGAGGAGGAGGAGAGAGGCUUCAUCACUCCGUUCGUCACCGUGGGAUGACACUGCUCCACCUGGCUGCUGCACAGGGAUACACUCACCUGAUACACACUCUGAUCCACUGGAGGAGUGUUAACAGCGACAGUUUGGACUUGGAACAGGAAGUCGACCCUCUCAACAUUGACCACUUCUCCUGCACCCCGCUGAUGUGGGCGUGCGCUUUGGGCCACCAGAGGGCGGCAGAGCUCCUGUACGGCUGGAACAGUUCGGCUCUGGGGAUCCCCGAUUCGCUGGGACGCCUGCCGCUCGCCGUGGCCCGCUCUCGAGGACACACCCGCCUCGCCACGGCGCUGGAGGAGCUGCACACGCACACGCACAUGACGCCCAGGGACACGCACACGUCUCCAGCAGACACACACGCGCCGGCCACGCCGCAGCCACAGCUGCCCCCGUCGCCCCUGUCCACCAGCCCCGACACAGGUCUGAGCUCCUCCAGCAGCCUCCCCUCCCCCAGCGACCCCUCCUCCCCUUCCCCAAGCUCCGCUUACUCCAGUGGCCCCGCCCCCAUGGACACCUCCCCCUCCUCCCCCUCGUCUCCUUCCUCCUCCUCUUCCUCGCUGCCCGUCUCCCCUCCCUCCCCCUCCCCUCUUCCCCUCCCCUCCCUUCCUCCUGUGUCUAUGUGGGGGGAGGAGCCGAACACCGGGCUGAGCGCAGGUUUAAACCCCGGCGCUUCCAGAGACUCUCCUCUUUACCUCAUGGACUACGAGAGCGCCUGCCCCGCCUCCCCCGGCCACGCGCAUACUUACCCGCACGCACACGCGGCGGGCGGGCGGCGGGCGCACACGGCAGCGACGCUGGAGGAGCAGCUGCUGAGCUACAGCGAGAACGCCGAGAACGAAGGCGAGGAGGAGUACCUGGAGGAGGAGGUUGACAUGGCAACACUGGCAGAGCAAAUCAUUGAGGCGACCCCGGAGCGAAUCAAACAGGAGGACUUCCCCAGGGGGGCAGAGUCACCACUCAGAGAGAGGCGGGACAACCCGGCCAUACAGGACACCUGGCUGGCCAACUACCUGGACACGGUUGACGCCCACACACACUCCCCGCCCAGGCGGGUGUGCCCCCCCUCGCCCCUCAGUGCCCUGGCCCUCCAGAGGCUCCGCCCCCCCUCCUCUGCGGCGUGGGCGGAGUUCCUGAACGCCUCGGCCAAUGGAAAGAUGGAGAGAGACUUUGCCUUGCUGACGCUGACAGACGGAGAGCAGAGGGAGCUGUACGAGGCCGCCAGGAUCAUCCAGAACGCCUUCAGGAGAUACAAGGGUCGGAGGUUAAAGGAGCAGCAGGACAUGGCUGCAGCCGUCAUACAGAGAUGCUACAGGAAGUACAAACAGCUAACAUGGAUAGCUCUGAAGUAUGCUCUCUAUAAGAAGAUGACCCAGGCGGCCAUCUUGAUCCAGUCCAAGUUCAGGUCGUACUACGAGCAGAAGCGUUUCCAGCAGAGCCGGCGGGCGGCGGUCCUCAUCCAGCAGUACUACCGCAGCUACAAGGAGUACGAGAGGCUCAAACAGGCUCCGAGAGGCGCCGCCAGCCACAACCCCAAGAUCAAGGGGUCGUUCUUGACGAAGAAACAGGACCAGGCAGCGAGGAAGAUCAUGAGGUUCCUGAGACGCUGCAGGCACAGGAUAAAAGAGCUGAAGCAGACGAGGGAGCUGGAGAGGAGAGGACUGACCACUUAAACCUCGUCUUCACUUCAUCCCGUCUUUCAUCUCCUGGGGAGGAAAUACGAAGGAGAGACGGAGAGAACAAGAGAGAGAGAUUUUUGAUCUCGUCGUCCUUCGGCAGGUUUACUCUGACGUACGAAGCGACAGAAGCAAAACGCAGGAAAUGACUGAUGGAGAGAAGCACAGAGUGACGGAGAGAUGCCUUACCCCAUACGACUCUUCUUCCUUUCCUCUGCUUCUUUGGAUCUGUCUGUCUGUCUAUAUAUCUAUCGUCUGUCUGUCCGUCUUCUCUCCGGGUUGAAUGUAGCUGUCUGUCUGCAGCUUAAAGAGCUUCAUUCAAAAACGUCGCGCUGUCCCGUUGCUCAGCCUUACGGGCUUCUUCUUGAGGCCUUUCUCAAUACAGAGUAAGCCCUACACUACAGACUUCAGCACACCUGUACCUGACUGUACUGCCACAAAAUAAUCUGAACUCAGAGGUCCACUAACAGACCUUUUUGGAAAACCAAUUCCCACUACUUUCACCGACUGCGAUGCAGUCAACAGCCAAACUAAAUGUAAUGUUCACCACACUGCCUCUGUAGGGAGCCGGAGGCCGCUCUGUCGCGCAACUGUGCAGUCAAACAUCAAGCUUAACUUUACCGUCAAUGUCAGAUUUACACUCCAAGGCCGAAGUUCAUCCUCCAAAAGGAACUGUGUGUAAAUAUAAAUACACGGAAGCAUUCACGCAAAGCAUAUUCAGGCUACUUAUUUCAGGUCCAGUACAGCAGGCGUGAGUCCGGCUUACACACAGCCGGGGUAUCUGUUUGCUCUGUACUUGUCGAUAUGUGGACAUUAAAUGUGACUGGUGACGUUUCACAAGAACACGAGGACGCAGAUUGAGAAAGGCCUUCGGAAAGACUCGCUCAACUAAUCUCUCCUGGGAGGCAAAGCUCGGGGCAAAACGAGCCCAGGAGCAUCUGCGUCUGUUACCUCCUUCCCAUAAUUCCCUGCUGUUUUCCCGCGAAGGCCAGGGGACGAGGACUGAUGUCUGCGAGUCUUGUGGUUUAAAAUCAGCUGCGUAACAUUUUGGAAAGUUGUUCAUUUGGAGUCAACAUACUGAGUUCUUCACAAUGUACAUGAUUAUAACAAAGCUACUUAUAAAUAUAUUUAAACACAAUCACAUAUAUAAACAUAUAAAUAUAUAUAUAUAUUCUAAUGUUGUACUUUAUAGAUGCUAUGGAUGUUUUUAUUUAUUACAGCAUGAACUGUGAGUGUGUGUGUGUGUGUGUGUGUGUGUGCUGCGCAGACUGUAAGGUCGAGUCUUAAGGAACCCCCCGACCUCCGACCUCCGACUGUAGACAGGCAAAACUAACCAAUCAAAAACGCAGCUGCUGGUUUUGUUGAAGACGUUUCCGUUUGUGGAAUUGAAAAGUGAAACCUUGAGAAGAAAAGUAUCAGCUGAGCGCCGACGGGUGGAAAUGAUGUCAUUGAACAAAACGCUCCCGGAGCGCAUCGAGCUACUUUGAAACGCUUCGUGAAUCGCUGUCCGAACGCAGACAGGAAACACGCUUCAGUGUCCUUCAGUCACAGCGAUGCUGUCCGUGCGUCCACUGCAGACAGGCGCUGCUCUAGCGGGACGGCCCGACUGCACCAACAUGUGCGUUUCCACUGUAAAUGUUCUGCUGUGGAAAAGUCUUCGAUGUGAAAGACGUUUACACGCCAGAGAUGAAAUCUCUGUGUUUUCGAUCCUUCCGCUGAGCCGGCAGGUCGUUACUGUGUUUGUUGUUUUGUUUUUAAACGAAUGACGUCUUAACGAUAUUAAUUAAGGAGUUUAAAGCCAAUCGCAAAUGUUUUAUUUCCUUUAUUCUACUAAGAGAAGGCGAAGAGAGCUGUGACGUAACUCUGACGUCACAGGUCGGAGGUCAGGCUGGGGUUCCCUUCAAACUGUGUUUUAAUUCGUCCGGCAACUCUUCAGGACGGCGGCGGCGGACGGCGGCGGCGGCUCGGCCGUCGCAGUCCCCGCACAAGUCCUCCUGUUUUUGUUUUUGUUUUUUUUUAAACGUGUGCUUUUCUUAGGCAGAGACUGAAUGAUGCCGUUGUCGCGGCAACCACCACGUCUAGGACCGAGCAUGAGCUUUCCUCAUAACGAGUUGUUUGACAAGUUUGUCUUUGGCUUGUUUGACCUGAAAUAAGAAACCUUCAGUUCUCGUUCGGCUGUUGCAGUGAAGCUUUGCAUGAGUUUGUAUUUAAUUGUUCUACACUUCUAAACCUUUCAAAUGAAAUCCAUUAUUCUACAAGUCCGAUCAAUAAAGCAGCUGUUUGCUA